GGAAUAGGUUCACCUAGUGUCUACCAUGCUGUUAUAGUGAUCUUCUUGGAGUUUUUUGCUUGGGGACUCUUGACAGCGCCCACUCUGGUGGUUUUGCACGAAACCUUCCCAAAACAUACAUUUCUAAUGAAUGGUCUAAUUCAAGGAGUAAAGGGCUUAUUAUCGUUCCUCAGUGCCCCACUCAUAGGUGCCCUGUCUGACGUGUGGGGACGAAAGUCCUUCUUGCUGCUAACAGUAUUUUUCACCUGUGCACCAAUACCACUAAUGAAGAUCAGCCCAUGGUGGUACUUCGCUGUUAUCUCUGUCUCUGGAGUUUUUGCAGUGACAUUUUCUGUGGUUUUUGCAUAUGUAGCAGACAUAACCCAGGAGCAUGAAAGAAGCAUGGCCUAUGGUUUGGUUUCAGCAACUUUCGCAGCAAGUUUAGUUACCAGCCCUGCUAUUGGUGCCUACCUUGGUCGAGUCUACGGAGACAGCCUGGUCGUGGUCCUGGCCACAGCAAUAGCCUUGUUAGACAUUUGUUUUAUUCUUGUUGCUGUACCAGAAUCACUGCCGGAGAAGAUGAGGCCAGCAUCCUGGGGAGCACCCAUUUCAUGGGAACAGGCUGACCCUUUUGCAUCACUGAAGAAAGUUGGCCAGGACUCAAUUGUGCUGCUGAUCUGCAUAACAGUCUUUCUUUCCUACCUCCCAGAGGCAGGUCAAUAUUCCAGCUUCUUCCUAUACCUCAGACAGAUAAUGGGAUUUUCAUCUGAAAGCGUUGCAGCAUUUAUAGCAGUCCUUGGGAUUCUUUCCAUUAUUGCACAGACAAUAGUUUUGAGUUUACUUAUGCGGUCCAUUGGAAAUAAAAAUACCAUCCUACUGGGCCUAGGAUUUCAGAUACUACAACUUGCAUGGUACGGCUUUGGAUCAGAACCAUGGAUGAUGUGGGCAGCUGGUGCUGUUGCAGCCAUGUCCAGUAUUACUUUCCCAGCUGUAAGCGCACUGGUUUCACGAACUGCUGAUGCUGACCAACAGGGUGUUGUUCAAGGGAUGAUAACAGGAAUUCGAGGACUCUGUAAUGGUUUGGGACCAGCACUUUACGGUUUUAUAUUCUAUAUAUUUCAUGUUGAGCUCAAUGAACUCCCCAUGCCUGAAUCACCAGCAGGAGGUGGUGUGGUCACACAAUACCAUUUACAACAGAAUUCCAUAAUUCCUGGCCCCCCAUUUUUAUUUGGAGCAUGCUCUGUGCUGUUGGCGCUACUUCUUGCCUUGUUUAUUCCUGAACACACGAACCUAAACCUACGACCCAGCAACUGGAAGAAACACUGUGGCAGCCAUGGCCACCCCCACAGCCCACAAGCUCCUGGUGAAGCUAAAGAACCAUUAUUGCAAGAUACAAAUGUAUGACAAAAAUCCAGGAAGAUCUUCCGGAUGUUUUUUUCCAUCAGCAGUUUGGGACACACAUUCCAAUUCCAUCCAAAAUGUUAUUUCUUAAUAUACUCUUAAGUAUCUUUCUGCAUGAAAUUCAUAGGAAUUGAAAAAAAAAAAAAAAAAAGGAGUUUCUCCAAAGAUGUUGCCAUUGAAUUAUAAUUUGCUUUUAAAAACAAACUGUUACAUACUUGUCUCUUGCCAUGAAAUACUGUUACUACUAAACUUUACAUUCUAG
Opisthocomus hoazin is the source of this 1642-nucleotide messenger RNA. Lineage: Eukaryota; Metazoa; Chordata; Aves; Opisthocomiformes; Opisthocomidae. The record is from RefSeq and is a predicted model, not a curated record.